Molecule: messenger RNA, 381 nt
Organism: Aptenodytes forsteri (emperor penguin)
Lineage: Eukaryota; Metazoa; Chordata; Aves; Sphenisciformes; Spheniscidae
Gene: CUNH8orf88
Product: chromosome unknown C8orf88 homolog
Exons: 5
Coding region: 1-381 (126 amino acids)
Biological process (GO): negative regulation of translational initiation
Cellular component (GO): cytoplasm
Molecular function (GO): eukaryotic initiation factor 4E binding
Source: RefSeq, a predicted model, not a curated record
AUGUUAAAGGAAACUAAAAAGUUUAUUGGUAAAUCCCUUCAGCCAGCACGACCUGUGCAUCAUCUGUCUUCUAAACAAGCCAUUGCGUUAAACUUUCAGACUGAAUUACCUAGCAACACUGAAGUAUGUUUGCAGAGUAAGGUUGACUGGUUAUCUGAAAUGACUGAAGUGAAGAUCUUAACUCAAACUGUGAUGCCUUGUCAACCAAAACAGCAUGAAUCAGAAGCAAAAAAAGAAAGGAUCAAAUACAGCAGAGAUUUCCUUCUGAAACUUUCAAGUGUUUCUCUCUCUCAGAAGAAGCCAGAGUUUCUUCCUGAUCAUCCAAUUGUACUUGAAAAGCCAGAAAAGAGCAACCCUUUUAUUGACAUAUGCAAGAAGUGA